AUGGAUUCACCCCAGGCAGCGCGCUCCUGCUACUACCUCGUCUCAUCACUCGUGGCUCGCGAGGGCGCCAGCGCGCUAGCCAUGGUUGCCACGGGGGGCGACGGUGGGCCUGGAGCGUACACCAGUGACGAGGUCACCGGCCCUCCCAAAUCCUCUCUCCCGAUUCCCUUGCUCUCCUCACAAUCCCUCCCCACUCUCCCUCCUCACCAUCCCUCCUCACAACCUCUCCCCUUCCCCCGUUCCCUCUCUGCUAAUCCCUCCCCUCCCCGUCCCCCCCAACGCACAGUCGACCCUGUGAGCGGCAUAGCGGACGCAGCGCGUCGACCCUGUGAGCGGCAUAGCAGACGCAGCGUGGUCGUCGACCCCGUGAGCGGCAUAGCGGACGCAGCGCGGUCAGCCAAGGGGGGGGGGGAAGCAUCGAAACAACCACCGCAGCAGCAAGGGGGGCAGGGGGGAGACCAGGCGCUAGUGGGGGGGCCAGCGGCUGCGGAUUCCCCCUUUGCGUCUACAGCUGCUCCGGGGAUCAUCUUCCCCACGAUGAUAACGGUGUGUCUGGCGUUUGCGGUGUUCUUCGCCACGCCCACGCAGCUGGACAUACGCGUCAGCACCACCGUCACGCUCUUCCUCGCACUCAUCGCCGUGCAGUUUGUCAUCGAGGAGCAGCUACCCAAGACAUCGUACGUGACGGCGUUUGGGCAGCUGGUGCUGGUCUCAUACGCCACCAUUGUGCUCGUCAUCCUAGAGUGCCUCCUCGUCUUCUACCUCACCUCCAUGGAGGAGGUUCGUUUCCUGCAGGGCAAGCUGCCUCAUGCACACGACAACGCAGACGGCGACGACGAUGAUGAUAAUGAGGCUGGUACAAGGGGUGGUGGGUCCCUAAGCCGGCGCAGCUGCAGGCACAACAAGCACAGGGCCUACGGAAACGACGACGGCGACGAUUGCGACGAUUGCGAUGAUUACGAUGAUGAUGCUAAUGCUUACCAGAAGUAUGGUAGCAACAGUGGCAGCAGUCAGCGCCUGAGUGAUUUCAGCUACGGUUUCUCCCACCCGCACCACCGCUCCGGUCCCCGAGCCUCCUCCUCCUCACGCUCGCUCCGCGCCGCCCGAACCUCCUCCUCCGCCUGCUCCUCAUCCCGCUUUGCCCCGCGCCACUCCAACCGCAUGUCUACUGGUGGUGCUGGUGCUGCUGCUGCUGCUGCUGCUGCUGCUGGUGCUGCUGGUGCCUCAAUGGGCGUGUCGCUGUGCUGCGGUGGCGGCUGCUGCAACACACCGUCAACUCAAAGCCGAGCUUCCUCCUCCCUUGGUCUCCUAGAUCCUGCUGCCUCUGGAAUGGACGACAGAUGCGAAUGCUGUCUUUCUGAUGCUCCUACUCCUGCUGCUGCUGCGGGCGCUGUGCUGAGUGCUCCCACUCCUGCUUCGUCUGCUGCGCUCGCUGCGGCCAUUUCUUCUCACACGCCAUCGGCCCCUCCAGCUGAUUACUUCCAUACAGAACCGCGCGCUACCACUGCAGGCAACACUGGCGGCACUGGCCGCACUGGCCGCAACGGCUGCAGCAACAACUGCGGCAGCAACUGCAGCAGCGGGAACGAAUCAGACGGCGACAGCGAGGACGGCAUAGACGGAGAGGAUCCAAUGGCUCAGGUGGUAGAUGAGGGCGCAAGAGCACGCGCUGCCAGCAAAGCAGCAGCGCUCUGGACAGUCGGGUCGGCGUGCGGGUCGAUGCGGAGAGAGGGAGCGGAGGACGACGGAGAAACGGGGGUGGAUGGGAGGGUGGGAGGAGGCGGCGGUGCCAGCGCGGGUGUCACCACGGCCAGGGACUUUUAUACAGGAGUUGCUGUGGCUGGGGCUGGGAGUGCAGCUGGAGCACUUGCUGGCGCUGGGGCUCCUGGUGAGCCAGCCACACCAACGGCCUUCACCACUCUCACUUCCAGCCCCUAA
Molecule: messenger RNA, 1938 nt
Organism: Closterium sp. Naga37s-1
Lineage: Eukaryota; Viridiplantae; Streptophyta; Zygnematophyceae; Desmidiales; Closteriaceae
Source: the annotation of a GenBank genome assembly